AAGCUUGUGGCCAUGGAGUGAUUUCGUCGGAACAAAGUUGACAAUACCCCUCAUCUCCCUUUUAUCAUGUCUUUCUUAUUUACUAUUAAAAAAAUCCAUGACACAGAAAUACACUUCUUCUUCUUCUUCUUCUUCUUCUCGAAUCUCUCUUCUUCAUUCAGGUCCCCCCCCACACCACACCCAUAGUCUCAACCACCCUUCCCUUUUAUCCUAGUUCUUCUUUCUCUCCCAUCAUUGUGUUGGACAAAAUCGAAACAAUCACAUACAAACACACACUUAUUAUAAUAAUAAUACCCAUUAUUAGAGAUUUUGUUGUGGGAUUUGUUUGGUCUGGUUGUUGUUUUGCUUUUUUUGAAGUUUGGUCGUCAUGGAGUUGGUGUAAGUAUUAUAUACUAGUGCUGGUCACUCGAAGAAAUGAGAGUUGAAGGGGAUUAAAAUUAUGCGAACGCUUUGUGACGCUUGUGAGGGUGCGGCAGCUGUCGUAUUUUGUGCUGCCGACGAGGCCGCUCUCUGUCGUUCCUGCGACGAAAAGGUUCACAUGUGUAAUAAGCUUGCUAGCCGGCACGUUCGGGUUGGUCUUGCAAAUCCCAGUGAUGUUCCCCGCUGUGACAUAUGUGAAAAUGCACCUGCUUUCUUUUACUGUGAGGUAGAUGGGAGUUCCCUGUGUUUGCAAUGUGACAUGAUUGUUCAUGUUGGUGGUAAAAGAACGCAUGGAAGAUAUCUUCUAUUGAGGCAGAGAGUUGAGUUUCCAGGGGAUAAACCUGGUCAUAUUGAGGAGCCAGCUUCGCAACCUGUAGAUCAAGGUGAGACCAGAAGGGUACAAAAUCAGCCUCCUAAACUUACAGUGGUAGAGAACCAGCAAAAUCAUAGUGUCUCUCCUGUUCCAGCUUCUGAUGCUAAUGCUGAUGGACAUGCCAAGAACAAGAAGGAUACUAAAAUGAUUGAUUUGAAUAUAAAUCCUCAGCGGAUGCAUGAACAUGGAUCAAACAAUCAGGAUCAAUGAUCAUAAAUAUCUGGAAGCGGGAUCUCUUGCAUAAUAUUUCCUUCAUGCUAGAAGAGUAAGCUAAGUUUCAAGUAUACUUCAUUUUUCGUGGAACUUCUUUCCUUGCCUCUUUUCCUAGUUGGUUGAGGUUGUGGGCACCAAGGCAUGGGAAUUGUGCUUUGCUGUUGGUGUGUAGCUUAGUUGUGCAGAACAGUAGUUGGACAGCAUUCAUAACUUACAUUGUAAUGCAAAAAAACUUUAAGUAACUCCAAUGAAGGUUUGCAACUAUUUUGAAA
This is a messenger RNA of Quercus robur (English oak), 1278 nucleotides long. RefSeq names its product B-box zinc finger protein 19-like. The transcript is spliced from 5 exons. The coding region runs from base 440 to 1003 and encodes 187 amino acids. Gene Ontology annotation, molecular function: zinc ion binding. Gene Ontology annotation, cellular component: nucleus. The record is from RefSeq and is a predicted model, not a curated record. NCBI's taxonomy places the organism in Eukaryota, Viridiplantae, Streptophyta, Magnoliopsida, Fagales, Fagaceae. Gene Ontology annotation, biological process: photomorphogenesis; regulation of DNA-templated transcription.